This is a messenger RNA of Impatiens glandulifera, 2046 nucleotides long. RefSeq names its product transcription factor GTE4-like. The transcript has 4 exons. Bases 189 to 1565 code for a protein of 458 amino acids. The record is from RefSeq and is a predicted model, not a curated record. Lineage: Eukaryota; Viridiplantae; Streptophyta; Magnoliopsida; Ericales; Balsaminaceae. Gene Ontology annotation, molecular function: protein binding.
AAUCGUCAGUUUGGAGAGAGAAAGUAGAGGAGCGGUCGUCUUCUUCAUUUUAGGGUUCCUUCUUUCAAAAUCGAAAACCCUAAUUUCUCCUCCAAUUUACUUUGCUUUGUUUAGAUUUCGUACAGUUAUAUCUUUGAUUUCUCUGUCUGAGUUGCUAGAUCUUCUGAUUAGGGUUUCCUUUUUCAUGUAUGGAUUCGGGGGUAACAUUUGCAGAUAAUUCAAGAGAAAACCAUAGAUGGGGUGAUUCUAGCAAGGUAUAUACUAGAAGAAAACUCAAGGACGAUACAACAUCUGCCGGCGCCGGCGCCGGCAUUAAUUCUCUCCGGCAGCAUCAAACACCUUCACUUGUUUCUAGAGUUAAGAACAGGGUUAGGAUUAAUUUGGAAAACUUAUUCCCAAAGGAUGAUGUUCGAAUACUUAAGAGGAAGCUGAUUUGUGAGCUUGAUCAGAUCAGGAAUCUACUAAAUCAGAUUGAAGCUAAGGAGAAGAUCCAGCUGAGUGUUUCAGUUGUGGAGAAUAAAGAAUUAUUUGAAAAGGAGAAGAGAACUCCCAAGGCUAAUCAAUAUUACAGCUCUGAAUUUCUCCUUGCCAAAGACAGAUUGCCACCCGAAAGGAACAGCAAAUCGAAAUCGUCGAUUCGAGGGAAGAAACACAAUAAUCGAAAUGAUCAUACUAACAGAUCAUCAUUAAAGAGUUGUCACAAUUUGCUUGCUAAACUAUCCAAGCACAAGUAUGGAUGGGUUUUCGGGAAGCCUGUAGAUGUUAAGGCUCUAGGGCUUCACGAUUAUCACGAUAUCAUCAAGCAACCGAUGGAUUUAGGUACCAUCAAGAAUAAGUUAGCAAGAAACUUGUACAAAUCCCCCUUAGAAUUUGCAGAGGAUGUAAGACUUACGUUUAGCAAUGCCAUGACUUAUAAUCCUAAAGGUCAAGAUGUUCAUGUUAUGGCGGAGGAGUUAUUGAAGAUUUUCGAAGCGGAACUAGAAGUUCUUCUUUUGAGGUAUUCAAGAACAUUUGAUAGGCCUGAAUUGAUCAAAAGGAGUGCUUCAAUCGGAAAAGCACCUGCUCCGAAAAGGCCUAAAGCGAAAGAUUUGAAUAAGAGAGAUAUGACUUAUGAAGAGAAGCAAAAACUUAGUACAAAGCUUCAGGGUUUACCGGUUGAUAAAUUGGAUGGAAUAGUGCAGAUUAUUAAGAAGAGAAAUACCCAAUUGUCUCAACAUGAUGAUGAGAUUGAAGUCGAUAUUGAUAGUGUUGACGCCGAGACACUUUGGGAGCUUGAUCGAUUUGUGACCAAUUAUAAGAAGAAUUUGAGCAAACACAGAAGAAGAGAUCAAGCCAAGGCUGAUCCUACUAAGGCCUCCAUUGCCGAUGUUGCAGACACUGCAGGAGAAACGAAUAUAGUUGCUAGUGGAGUUGUUGUUCCUCAAGGAGAUAACGUAGAUAGAUCAAGCAGGUCCAGCAGCGAAUCUAGUUCUUCAAGAGAUUCAGAUAGUGAUAGUUCUUCUGAUGGGUCAGAUGAAAGGAGGGAGCUUAAAGCUAACCUGAACAUUGAUGCAAUAUUGGAUUAGAAUAAAGGUAAAAUUGAUUGCAAAAUAUGAGAAGAUUCAGUUUAGGUAUAUGUAUCUCCAUUAUAAACCUAAUGGAGAGACAUUAUUAUUCACUCAAAUAGAACCACCAUAAACAAAUAAACAUAUCAUUUGUAUUAUUUAUGCUUUGUUUUAGAUUUAACUCUGGUUUGCAAACUUGAUUCCUUUCUCAAUAGAAGCCUUGAGCUCUGGUAGGAGGCUUGCCAAACCUUGCUUUUCAAAGUCUGUUAGAUUACCCAAUUCUAGAACUUCCUCUACACCAUUCUUCCCUAACCUCACCUGUAUAUUUCAAUAUAUUGUAAAUAAUGAGUUUGGUUUGAAAUUGUCAUCUUUAUAGUGGGUUGUUUUGUAACAAUUUUUUCAAUCUAUUACCUUGGAAGCAAAGAAUGGAAGUUCGGUGACGGUUGACUGUACAUAUGAACAUUCUAUAACAUCUGGAACUCCGUUUAGACCCUUUAAGCAU